UGUACGAGUUGUUUGAAUUUCGUAAGUACUAAAAAUUAUCUCCAUUUAUAAGAGAGCAUUAGAGUGGAAAGACCGCUUACUGACGACAACAUUCCAACUCUGGAUAAGUUUGUGUGAAGUUUAUAUUUCUUCUUGAGGAAUUUAAUUUCCAAUGCCACUGUCCCGUCCCCCUCCCCCAGUGGUAGGAAAGGUCACCCAUUACAGUAUAGAGUUGUUCUGGAAUGAGGCUCUGGACAAAGCUAAAGAGGAGGCUGGGGGGAAGGAGAUGGUGAAGGUGUGUCUACAGGAGCAGGACAGACACAACUCAUGGGGCAACGUGUACACGGGUUAUGCACAUUCACACACAGUCACUGGGGCGGACCCCCAGACUACAUACAAAUACAGAAUACGCUUCAUGACCAAUGCAGAAAACAGUGAAUGGGGCCCACAUCUAACAGUGUCCACCACUAAGGAGCCAUUGAAUGGUGAACAUCUACACCGGGCCAUCAUUAGGGAAGAUCUGAUGGAGAUAGAGAGGAUACUGGACACAGGAGAUGUUCCCAUUGAUGUUCCAGACAAAUAUGGCUUUACUGGACUCAUGCAGGCCUCUCAGAAAGGAUAUACAGAGAAAGAUUUCGGAGCAGAAAGCAUUAUGGAGAUUCUUAUCAGACAUGGUGCAGACGUCAAUGCAAAAAAUGAUUCAGGCAAAACAGCGUUAAUGCUGGCCUGUUUUGCGGGUCAGUUUGAUGCGGUGAAGCUUCUUCGGAGCCACGGAGCAAGGUACGACGACUAUGACCGCGGGGGCUCCACCCCCAUACACUGGGCGGUGGACGGGGGCAAUGUCCGCCUCAUUGAGUGGAUCAUCAAGGACGGUGCUGAUGUCAACCUGAGGGACCACUCCCACGGGUGGACCCCUCUCAUUAGAUGUGCUUCGGUGAAUGGUAAUCGUAGUGUGGCCUUGACCCUUCUGGUUUGUGGAGCCCAGGUCAAUCUCCAGGAUAAGGAUGGUAAGACGGCACUAAUGGUAGCCAUCAUUAACGGACAUCAGGAACUAGUGGAGCUGUUGCUACAGAAGAACGCAGAUAUCACUGUCAAAAACCUGUAUGGUAAAACUGCCUAUGAAAUGGCCCAUUCCAUGGAACGAAGGAAAAUCGCGCGCACAAUCGAAGACUACGUACAAAGUAAGGGCAUUAAGGUGAAAGGAGCCAUUUUAGCGUAAUGGUCAGCGAAACUGAUGAUGCAGAUUUAGAUGUACACACCACACAUUAUACCAAUUAUGGAGAAAAAAACCAAGCUGGAUAUUACAGAGAGGAUUGAGUUUAACAGAGAAUGGAGUCGUUGUCUGACGUAGCCUUAGAUAUCAGUUUAUCUUAGAUGUGAUACACAAGCACAGAAGAGAAAAUGUUUUGACGUUUAUUAAGAUAAUUUAUAAGUUAUGAUGUAAAAUAUAAUUAGACUGUUAUAAAUAAUUGUUAAGUGUUUGAAAAUAUGAAUGAGAUUUUGUGCGAGAAACAAAAUUUAAAGAUUCUGUCUGUUGGUAGUUUGUUUAUGUUGAAAACCAAGUACGGUACAUUUAUGUGUUAAUUAUUAACAUAGUACCAGAUAAUACCAUUAGCUUUUUUUUUUUUAAAGAAAAACCCCCAACACUUUGUCAUUUGGUUCAAGUACAUAUGAUAUGCACUUUGUGUUCACAAGAAGCAAAAUCACUUUGUCUGUGUGUCAAAUUCUUAAAUGGAGGCAAUUUUCACUUAUAUGUAAAUUUCAACAGCAAGAUAAUUAAUGUUUGUUCAUUAAAGAAUUGACUAAGACACUCAACCUUUUUUCAUUAAAAAAAAAAUAAGAACAUCUUUUUAAAGUUUAAAUUUUGUAAUCUUUUAAAGUUUAAAUUUUGUUAUAACACUUUUAUAUGAAGCAAUAUGCAAAUACUUUGAUGCACACAGAUAUAAAAAAAAAGUUUUUCCACAUAUGCAAGAUAUAUUAUAAAUAUGAUGCAAUAUGUACACCAAUAUCUAUAGAUUGUCAUUUUGUAAUUUAGUCGGAAUGUUUGACUUAGUUUGUUGUCAGUUGAAUUGUAAUGUUUGUCAUUGUGCAAUUCACCCAUCUUACAGUUGUACUUGUCAUUAUCAUUAUGUUACAUCCUGAAUUCCAACCUGCAACCACAUUCAGGUAGAAAAUGGUUUUAAUUUUCAUAAAAUAUUUAUUUUUCCGUCCAUUAUUAAUAUAAAAACUUAUGAACUCGCAUAAUCAUAAAUAGUCACUUUCCUCCGUCCAAUUUAUUUACUGUCGAAAGCGAGUUCAUAUAUUUACACCCUUGUCAUAUGCAUUAUAACAUCCAAACCCAAGUCUUAAUUAUUUUAUUGUUUUGCAUAGAAUUUAUUUUCUGCUUUAAGACUGGAUUUUUCUCUCCAUUUUUGAAGAUUUUAACCUAGAAAAUUGAUAUGCAUUUUUUUAAGAAACCAAUUUGAAAAUAACACUGUCUUGUAAAUCAAAAUUAAAGUGCUUUAAAGAUUGUGCUUUCUUUUACAGCUACAGAUUUUCAAUAUGUCAAACAGUGCUUUAUACAAGUAUUUUGUCUUUUUUUUCCCCCUUGUUUAAAAGUGUAAUUAUUCUCAUGAUCUUAAACUGAUUCUAGAUACCAGAGGUCAAGUUGUGAUCAUUUAUUUUUGUUAUGGUAAGUAUUUGCAGAGAUAUUAUUUUAAUAACUUAUAUGUAAAAUGUUUAAUCAAAUAAAUUAGACACUCAU
Molecule: messenger RNA, 2722 nt
Organism: Magallana angulata
Lineage: Eukaryota; Metazoa; Mollusca; Bivalvia; Ostreida; Ostreidae
Product: fibronectin type 3 and ankyrin repeat domains 1 protein-like
Exons: 11
Coding region: 152-1198 (348 amino acids)
Biological process (GO): regulation of apoptotic process
Cellular component (GO): nucleus
Molecular function (GO): protein binding
Source: RefSeq, a predicted model, not a curated record